Molecule: messenger RNA, 1130 nt
Organism: Morus notabilis
Lineage: Eukaryota; Viridiplantae; Streptophyta; Magnoliopsida; Rosales; Moraceae
Product: DEAD-box ATP-dependent RNA helicase 39
Exons: 4
Coding region: 1-756 (251 amino acids)
Molecular function (GO): ATP binding; RNA binding
Source: RefSeq, a predicted model, not a curated record
AUGGUUCUCCCGCAGAAACCCAUUUCUUAUAAGGAGAUGAAUGAGGCGAAGCUGGCGAGUUUUCGGCAUCUGGGUGUGGGCCAGCGGCUGACUGAGGCUGUUAAGGAGCUGGGUAUUCUGUUUCCUGCGGAGAUUCACUGUGCUGGGAUUCCUCCAAUCUUGAAAGGGAAGAGUUUGGUUCUCACUUCUCAUAAUGAGUCUGUUGGGUCUUUCACUCUUGGGGUCUUAACCUACUUGUUGCCUUUGAUUCAGCUCCUUACUGUGGUAAAGUUCCUUCUCAAACCUGUGAAGUCGAAGACUACAGUGGAGGAUGGUCAACUUGAGUCUAACGUUCAGGAAGAUGCAUCGGAUGCUUCAGUUGGCCUAUUGGUUACAACACCUGGUGAAGUGCUUCAGAAAAUAGAGGAGGGUAGCGUUGUCCCUAAUGAAAUCAGAUACUUGGUAUUCGAUGAGGUGGAUGAUAUAUUUAAUCAUGGCUUAGGUCCUGAGAUUCAGAAAUUCCUGAGUCCACUAAAGGAACAUGCAUCAAACUCUAAUGAUCAAAGUGUACAAACUAUUUUGGUUACUUCAAUGAUAACAAAGGUUCUACGUGAAGAUCUAUCUUCCCUUGUGGAGCAUCUUGAAAGUAGUCACGCAGAAGUUGCCGCGAUAACAGUUGAAAUAGACCAAACAGAAGCAUUUCAUCUCCUCGAGUCACCAGAAGCUCUAAAGAAAAAAGCUGAAGAGGUCGUCCACUCUCUUCAGCCAUCUUCAUGAGGAUCUCGUUGUAUUCAACUUUUUCGUAUGUUUAUGCCGAAGCAUCGAACCCAGUCGAACUUCCAUCAGUGACUUCAUUUCAUUUUUAUUCUUGCCGGGAGUCCAUUCUAGAGGGCUUCGCGAGUUGUAAUUUUUUUGCUUAUUCAGUUAGAUACUGACAUACCGAGAUUUAUACCUUUAGUUGGAUUUUAUCAUAGUAGCUGAAAUUUAUCAGGCCGGAAGUUGGAUAUUUGUUGAAUACAAACUAGUGUUCGCUUUUUGUACCCUUUGACGCAUUGUCACGAAUUGUACUGCAUAAGAGUGUUUUUACAGUACGGUACAAUUUGUCACGACAUAUAGACCAAUGUCGUUCCGAAAUAAAUUAAAUUUGUACA